AUGGCUUCUAAGGUAUUCGUUCUCGCGCUCAUCUUUGUUGCCGUUGUUGGCGUCGCUAUGGCCGCUGAAGCCCCAGCUUCAUCACCAAAGUCAUCACCAAAGUCAUCAGCAAAGGAAUCACCAAAGUCAUCAGCAAAGGACUCACCAGCUCCAUCUUCAGAAAAGAAAUCACCAGCUCCAUCUUCAUCUUCAGUAAAGAAAUCACCAAAGGCAUCAGGACCAGUUACAGGAUUAGAUGUCCCAACAAUCUCAGAUGCUCCUCCCCUCUUUGUUGAUUCACCUCCUGCCCAAUCCCCAGUGGCUGAGGAGCCUAUUGUGGCUGUCCCUCCUGUUUCCGGCCCUGCUGCCGGCCCUACAUCCCCCGCCGCUGAUGAAGCUAGUGAUGCUUCUUCUCUGAAAGUAUCCGCUGUUGUUGCUGUCGCCGCAGUUGGUUUCUUUGCCUUUUAA
Medicago truncatula (barrel medic) is the source of this 447-nucleotide messenger RNA. Its product is annotated as classical arabinogalactan protein 11. NCBI's taxonomy places the organism in Eukaryota, Viridiplantae, Streptophyta, Magnoliopsida, Fabales, Fabaceae. The record is from RefSeq and is a predicted model, not a curated record. Bases 1 to 447 code for a protein of 148 amino acids. The transcript has a single exon.